Molecule: messenger RNA, 2265 nt
Organism: Melospiza melodia melodia
Lineage: Eukaryota; Metazoa; Chordata; Aves; Passeriformes; Passerellidae
Gene: HPSE2
Product: heparanase 2 (inactive)
Exons: 12
Coding region: 65-1813 (582 amino acids)
Biological process (GO): extracellular matrix organization
Cellular component (GO): membrane; extracellular matrix
Molecular function (GO): hydrolase activity, acting on glycosyl bonds
Source: RefSeq, a predicted model, not a curated record
GACAAUUAGCCACCAGCGAGCCCCUGCAGACAGCGAGUUAAUUAGGGGUUUCCUGCUCUCCGGCAUGCCCUGUCCCAGCUCCUGCCCCCCAGGGCUCUUAGCCCUGAUGGCACCUGGGCUGGCCCUCAUGGCCACCUUCUCGCUGCCUUCCCAGGCUGGGGACAGGAGAGCACUGCCGGUGGAGAAACCUCCAGGUGUGAAGGGAAGAACUCUCAUUCUCCUUGAUGUCAACACCAAGAGCCCUGUCAGGAUAAUCAGUGAGAAUUUCCUCUCCCUGCAGCUGGACCCCUCCAUCAUUCAUGAUGGCUGGCUCGAUUUCUUAAGCUCCCGGCGGCUGGUGACCCUGGCGCGGGGCCUGGCCCCCGCCUUCCUGCGCUUCGCGGGGAAGAGGACGGACUUUUUGCAGUUCCACAACGUGAAGAAUCCGGCCAAGAGCCGCGGCGGGCCCGGCCCCGACUACUACCUCAAGAACUACGAGGACGACAUUGUUCGCAGCGACAUUGCCCUGGAUAAGCAGAAAGGCUGUAAGAUCGCCCAGCAUCCUGACAUAAUGUUGGAGCUACAGAGGGAAAAGGCAGCUCAGAUGCACUUGGUUUUGUUAAAGGAGCAGUUUUCAAACACAUACAGCAACCUCACACUAACAGCCAGGUCUCUAGACAAACUCUAUAACUUUGCUGACUGCUCUGGCCUUCACCUGAUCUUUGCACUGAAUGCUUUGCGCCGAAAUCCCAACAACUCCUGGAACAGCUCCAAUGCCCUCAGCCUGCUGAAGUACAGUGCCAGCAAGAAGUACAACAUCUCCUGGGAGCUGGGCAAUGAGCCCAAUAACUAUCGGACCCUGAUGGGCCGCUCAGUGAAUGGCAGCCAGCUGGGCAGGGACUACACCCAGCUGAGAAGCCUGCUGCAGCUCAUCCGCACCUACUCCAGAGCACACCUCUAUGGGCCCAACAUUGGAAGGCCCAGGAAGAACGUCGUGGCUUUCCUGGAAGGGUUCAUGAAGGUGGCUGGUGGCACAGUGGAUGCUGUUACCUGGCAACAUUACUACAUAGAUGGUCGAGUGGCCAAGGUGACAGACUUCCUGAAAACACGGCUGUUAGACACUCUGUCAGACCAGAUCAGGAAAAUCCAGAAGGUAGUGAACACGUACACACCAGGGAAGAAGAUCUGGCUGGAAGGUGUUGGCAUGACCUCAGCUGGAGGCAUGAACAACCUCUCCGACUCAUAUGCAGCUGGGUUCCUGUGGCUGAACACGCUGGGGCUGCUGGCCAGCCAGGGCAUCGACGUGGUGGUGCGCCACUCCUUCCUCGACCACGGCCACAACCACCUGGUGGACCAGAACUUCAACCCCUUGCCGGACUACUGGCUGUCCCUGCUUUACAAGCGCCUCAUUGGUCACAAGGUGCUGGCGAUCCACGUGGCCGGCCUGCAGAGGAAGCCCCGGCCCGGCAGAGUCAUCCGCGACAAGCUCCGCAUCUACGCGCACUGCACCAGCUACCACAAUCACAACUAUGUCCGAGGAUCCAUCACCCUUUACAUCAUCAACCUGCACCGCUCCCGGAAGAAAAUCAAGCUGGCAGGGACGCUGCGGGAUAAGAUUGUCCACCAGUACCUGCUGCAGCCCUAUGGCAAGGAUGGGCUGCACUCCAAGUCGGUCCAGCUCAACGGGCAGCCGCUGGCCAUGGUGGAUGACGGGACUCUCCCCGAGCUGAAGCCUCGCCCGCUGCGGGCCGGCCGCACCCUGGUCAUCCCCCCGCUGACUAUGAGCUUCUACGUGGUGAAGAAUGUGAACGCGCUGGCCUGUCGGUACCGAUAGCCUGGGCCCAGCAGGGACUCGCCAGCCCCGCUCCUGCCCCUGUGCACUGCCCAGGUCACGCUGCCUCCUCGGCAGCCCACGCAGCCUCGCCGUGGGGCCGUGCUGGGCAGCUCCACGCCGUGCCCUCAUCCUCACCCCCAGGAUGUCCUCCCGCUUGGGACCAUCCUGCCCUGUGACCGCAGAGCUCCACGUGCCCUGGCCACCAUCCCGCCAGAGCAGUGCGACGGCCAACUUGCAGGGCCUGCCAUCCUCCGUCCUGUGAGCUGCGAGAAGCAGCCGGGCCCUGAUGCCCACUGGCUGCAGGGAAGGUUGGGGUGCUGAGCCCCGGUAUAUCCCGGGACGAACACCCUCCCCGACCCCCCCUGGUCCCGCUGCCCCUCGGGACGACCCCUGCAGCAGCCGGACCCCCUCCCCGGCGGCGGGCAGUGCUCCGGUGCAGCAAGCGCAUGGAA